AUGAUGCUCAAGUCUUUUGCGGCCCUCUUUAUUUUUGCGGGCACCUGUCUAGCUCAACAGGUGAACGGCGCCGAAUUCAACAACCCGACUGCCGGCCCUCCGGCUAGUUAUUUCGCUGCGGCAACAACGAUCCCCGUUGCUGCCUUGCAGAGUGCUGCGGCUAAGGUCAGCACUGCUGCAUCCAAGUCCACAUAUGCCAUCAACAACAAUGGUGGUGCUCAAAGAGUCACUAUUCACAGUGACUGGUCCAAGUUUUCCGAGGGAGCGGCAUUUGUCUUUGUCGCAGAUAUGGAUGUGGACUGCGAUGGCCUGAACCACAAUUGCAAGGGCAAUCCUGAUGGGCAGGCCCAGACAAACUUUGGUGCUCUGUCGGCAUAUGAGGUGCCCUUCAUCGUCAUUCCUGAUCAAUUCGCCACUGCUUAUCCCAGUGAGUUCCCCGGCAACAACCUCGCUGCUGUCAUUUGCAACGGGAAGAUGUUCUAUGGCAUCUACGGCGACAGCAACGGAGAUACUCCGGAGGUCAUUGGAGAGGCAUCCUGGUUGAUGGCCCGGACCUGUUUCCCAAAUGACGAUUUGAACGGAAACGCCGGCCACGGUGCUGCCGAUGUGACCUACAUCGUUUUCACCGGGGCGGAAUCGGUUCUUCCUGGUAGUGCUUUGAACAAGAACUACAUCACCAAUUUCAGCACCCUGCGUUCCAUGGGUGAUCGCCUGGUGAAUGCGCUGGCAAAGAACCUUGGCUUGAUUGGUGGGGGGUCAUCACCUACCACCUUGACCACUACAACAAUCGGUUCUUCUCCCACGAGCGGCUCUUGCUCGUGGUCUGGACACUGCGCUGGUGCUUCCUGUUCCAGCGAGGAUGAUUGCGCAGACGAUCUUGUGUGCAAGUCCGGCAAGUGUGCCAGCUCGACUUCCUGCUCGUGGUCCGGGCAUUGUGCUGCCUCUUGCUCCAGCGGGGAUGACUGCUCCGAUGACCUGGUCUGCAAGUCUGGCAAAUGCGCCAGUCCUUAA
This is a messenger RNA of Penicillium olsonii, 1011 nucleotides long. NCBI's taxonomy places the organism in Eukaryota, Fungi, Ascomycota, Eurotiomycetes, Eurotiales, Aspergillaceae. The record is from the annotation of a GenBank genome assembly.